Molecule: messenger RNA, 11402 nt
Organism: Rhincodon typus (whale shark)
Lineage: Eukaryota; Metazoa; Chordata; Chondrichthyes; Orectolobiformes; Rhincodontidae
Gene: szt2
Product: SZT2 subunit of KICSTOR complex
Exons: 72
Coding region: 117-11402 (3761 amino acids)
Cellular component (GO): peroxisome
Source: RefSeq, a predicted model, not a curated record
GGGGGAGGGGGCGGUGCCGGGAGAUGAACCGGGAGCGACAGAGUGCUCCGAUUCUAAUCGAUAGGCGGCGGGGCGGAAGGCCGGCCGGCCGGUGGGCAUGAGAGCGGCCAUCGAGCAUGUCCGGUGGAGAGAGAGACUCCGAGGUGGAAGAAGCAGGACAGGUUUUCUUACUUAUGAAGAAGGAAUAUCGGAUUUCCCGCAAUGUGAGAUUAGCUUGGUUUCUCAACAGACUGAAUCAAAGCAUUCGACCGAUGUCAAAGUCAGAGCUUAGCAACUCUAACAAUGAAUUGGAUGUUCUCAGUGUCCUACCAAAAGGCUGGCAGCCAGAUGAACCAGUUGCUAAUCAAACAUACCAACUGGUACCCUCAACCAAUAUUACCUUCCUUGCUCAGCGAUACCGCUUUGUUAUUGAGCUGGAUCUCAGUCCAUCUACAGGGAUUGUGGAUGAUUCUACUGGAGAGCUGAUUUUUGAUGAAGUGUUUCAUGCACUCUCGAAGUGUUUAGUGGAAUUAUUGCGACCAUUUAAAGUCCCGGGUACGGAUAUAGUGUUUCAGCCAGAGAUCUACAUUACUAUUCUUGCUUAUUCUUCUAUCAUAGGACUUCAGUCUCACCAGGUUCUAGUUCAAGGCUAUUUAUUGGAUCGAAGCAGCUUGGAUACUUUCCAUCAGCACAUCUAUCAGCAGUUACGAGCAUUUGAAAACAAUGUGGCUGAAGUUCUUCAACAGUACUACAAGCCCAAAAUGCAGUCUGAUAGGCCCAUUUUACCCCAAGGGGAUGCUACUGACUUCUAUGAUCAGUCCUUGCGCAAGAUGACAUUUUCUAUGGUAACACCAGAUAUGGGACUCGUCAACAUGAUCCGCAGUGGAAUCCUUGCACUUCAGUUGCUGCCAUCCAACUCCAGUGCAGGUAUAAUAAUCAUCACUGAUGGUGUAACAAGUGUACCAGAUGUCGCAGUGUGUGAAACAUUGUUAAACCAACUACGUGGUGGCACAAUUGCUUGUUCUUUUAUACAGGUUGGAGGUGUGUAUUCGUAUGAUUGCAGCUUUGGUUAUGUACCAAACUUGGAGUUAAUGAAAUUCAUUGCUAUGGCAACAUUUGGAUCCUACAUGUCCACAUGCCCAGAAAGUAACCUCAAUAUGAAUGCAUACCACAAAGCGUUUCUACUGUAUAGCUUCCUGAGACCUGGAGAGUCAAUGAACCCAGAAUAUUACUGUGUGUCCCAACAUAAACUGUUCAAUGAGCACUUGGUGUCUGCCAGCAGUAAUCCCGCACUGGCCAUGAGACGAAAGAAACAUGCUGAGAAUGAGGUGCAUGCAGACCUGACCAGUGUUGUCUCAGUACGAUUGCGUGAGGGCUACACAGUGAAGGAACUUAAUAUCACUAAAGGUGGAACUCAGUUGGAAGUGAAACUGAUGCUGCUGUGGAAACACAACAUGAGAAUUGAAUAUCUUGUGGUAGCAUCAUGGCCUCUAGAUGCAGCCAAACGCUUGACCUGGGUGGAGGUAACAAUGGAGGGCAGCUAUGAUAUGCUCCAUGACAUUAGCUGCACUAUGAGGAAACCAAUAACCAGCCCAUAUCGCACCACAGUUAUUCGGCGGUUCUGGAACACUCUGCAGAGUAUUAAUCAGACGGAUCAGAUGCUGGUUCAUCUCAAAUCCUUCAACACUAUCCCUGAGCAUUACACCAUCCCAGAGAGCACCAAGAAUGGGGUUCCAUUAUUCUACAUCCCACCAGGAUCGACCACACCGGUGCUGUCGCUGCAACAUAGUGGCUCUAAGGACUCCAGCCAAUCCCAGUUUUCCUCUUACUGGAAGCCUAUCUUGUCUAUGGAUGCCAGCUUCUGGCAGCGGUGGCUUCAUAUGCAUCGCAUUGGCAUACUGCUGGAACAUGAUAUCCCAGUGCCAAAACAUAUCCAUACACCAGGAAGUAAUGGCCGCUACAGUACCAUCCAGUGUCGGAUUUCUCUCUCUGCAUUAACAUCCCUCCUGCGGGAUUGGAGCAGUUUUGUGCUGGUAGAAGGAUACUCCUAUGUUAAGCUUCAUUACAAUGGAACAGAUCAGCCUCCUUCUUCCUUUUAUCUUGUCCGAGUUAUUUCCAAAGCUCCAUGCAUGGUCCUUCGUCUGGGAUUUCCUAUUGGAAUGCAAGCUCAAGCUAGAAAUAAGAUUGUUGAUGAACUGCGAGAUCAGAUACUUUCACUUCGCUUUCCCCAAAGAGUGCAAAGCAAAGAAGCAACACCAAAAGUCAAGAGGAAACAUCUGGGGAAUGCCUCUCCUUCAAAGUCUCCUCCUCUUCCUGCCACACAGCUGGCACUUUCUGAUCGACCCUGUGUUGUAAUUCUGAAAAAACCAUUGGAAAAGCUUCUCAUUAGGUAUGAGAAGCUUCCAUCAGACUAUCGAACUCCUUUUAUCUUGAACUUAGACAACUGUGGGCAUCCAGCAUCUAUGUCAGGAGCUACAACAAUGACAACUACUCGCACAGCUUCCUCCACGCUUGCCUCCCUGUCUCGUUACUUUUAUCAUCAACGCUGGAUAUGGUCUGUGCAGCCAAGUUUGGGCCCAUCAGUGCCCAUCACUUCUGCAGCACAGAUGCUUUCUAUUCUCACUGAAAUUCGUUUGUCUGAAGGGUUCCACUUUGCUGCCACUGGAGAUGGCAUUGUCACCAUGGUGAUUGAGUUACCUAUGAAGGGCAAUUCAAGAUGUGAUGCUGAUAAUGAUGUGCUGCACACAUGCCUAGUACAGUACAUCAUCUUUCCACCUCAUACUACAUCUACCAAAGACAGCUUCUCCACAGAUGACGAUAAUGAUACUGAAGUUGAGGCAAUUGAACUUGACACAGAGUUAAAUUUAGUGACUGAAUGUUGGGUGGAGCCUCAGAGCGGUCAUGUGGUUACCUCUGCUGACAGCCGCAAGUACUUGAAUGGAUUGUCCUAUUUAGACAUCCCGAAAGCAAUUUUUCCACAAGACUAUGCAUGUGUAUCUUCCAUGUUGACAUUUGAACAUCUGAGUCAACUCUGUCAGAAUAAAGACUACAUCUUGCCGCUGUGGGGGUCAAGGAGCACAGAAGCAGGUGAUUAUGAAACAGAGAAUGAUUUUAUUCGAGCUGUUCCAUUCCAGUUUGAUCUGAUGAAGCUUUUGUCAAAAUGUCAACAAAUAGAACUGUUUUUCCACAUGUUGACUAAAGCAGAGAAUGAUGAGAGUACAAAGGAGACUACCUCUUUACCCAAUGAGAUCCUGUUAAACCUUUUCCAUAGCUGUUUGCAACAGGAUCUUAGUGACCGUGAAUUGCCAUUAGCUGACUCUGACCACAUAGCAUUUAUGCAGCAAAUCAUACAACGGGAUCGGAAUGGUCAUCCCAUGCCUUUUUCGCUACCACAAGUUAAAGAAGAACCACUGAAAGUGACCAAAAUGUUGGACAGACAAGAUACCAUGAUGUCAUUGCAUACCCUUGGAAGUAACAAAGAGGUCCUGGGUUCAACCAGCACCUUACAGAGUGUUGGCAAUCCUGAGAUGACAGAGGACAGUACCUUGCCAGCACAAGAUAAGAGCACACCGCAGUGGAAAUGCUAUGCCAGGUUUGUGACUGCACAGCAAAUCCUGCUCACCUUUUUACCAGCCACCUUUGCAGAUGUGCAGCGACUGAUUGCUCCUGGGACUGAUGAGAGCACAAAACAUUCUGGAUUAGAAGAUGAUGAACUACUCCAGGUGGAAGUGAAAGAAUCAGUGUUGAGUGAGCACUCUGGAGCAUUUAGUGCAACCUCAACAACAACAAAGUCUGAGUUGGGCAUUGUUGAGGAAGCACUUGAAAGCAAAGCUAGCCAAGUUGCUGUCAGUGCAUCGAAGAAUAACAGCAGCAAAAAAGAUUUUGUGACAACUUUGCGGUCUUCAGGACAGGAAACUCAUUCUGCCAGAUCCACGCCUCUCCUUUCUCCAACCUUGGCAGGUGUUAAUGAAAUGUCACUUAUUGAAUCUGAAAAGGAGGAAAUACAACCUGAUACAGACUCAGUCUAUGUGGCUUCAGAAGUAGAAAAGGAACGAGUAGAGUUCAGUUUACCUCCCAAAAAAGACUGCCACAUCACAUUCAGCCGACAAACUUCUCAGAUUGACUUGCGUGACCCAAAUCACCUUCGAUGUCCUGUCUAUAUAUACAGCUGCUCAUUGGAAUCUUUGAGAGAGCAACUUGUGAAUUCUUGUGCUGAACGCUCUAAAAAGGACAUUUAUUUCAGAUCUCAAGACAAUGUUUCCUGGGAACUGUAUCAGGAUUUGAAAACCAGAUCGUUGUCGCAGGAACGGCCAGCAAACUCCUCCUCAAUGGAUCCACUAUCCUAUCUUCACAAGAACAAAGAACUCGCCAACUACUGCAACCUUCUACAAGAACAUUACCAUCAGUGUUAUGUAAAAGGUGUAUUUAGAAGUUUACAGCAAUCAUAUUACAUCAGCUCUCAGGACCUACUUACAGCUAUGGACUACUGUGAGGAAUUGCUACAGGAAAUCGAUAUCACCACUUUUCUGCAAACACUUUGUGGACAUAUCCGUUCGUUCCGUGAAAGUCAUGACUUGCAGCCUUGGAGUGAUCAUGACUCCAACCCUACAACAUUUGUGAUUGGAGGAGUAGAACCUGAAGAUGAGCGGGUCCAGAGGGGUGUUCUUGCAUCUACUUCAAGUAUAGAGACUGAAGACCUCAGUGAGCAAGAUUUGAAGAGUGUACAGUCGAGUGUUGCAUCUCCAGUGACCCAUGAAGAACCAAAAGCAAAGAAGAUCUGUCUGGAAUUUCCCCUUUCCCUUCUUCAGUCCAGCCAACAUUGUGAGGUCUACCCCAACUUGCAUAAAAUCAUUCAGGACAAAUUCCUUGAAAUUGGACGGCAACACUUCAAGACAGUGCCUUCAAACCCUUAUUACUUCUUCUACUGUCCGCCCUCAGCGAAGAGAGAGGAAGAAACUUAUCAAGAUGAAAGGGACCGAAAACAGAGUGAAGAAAAUGAUCUUUCUGAGUUGGAGAUUGCAGGGGAGGAGGGCAAUAUAUCGGGUUGUGGUGUAGUGACCGAGAGUGAUCCCGAUCUGGAAGUGGAAUAUCGAGAAAGAUCUGACAAAGAAUUACAGGAUGCAGAAUCACUUUCAGAUACAAACACUGUGAACAGGGAUGAUGAUUCAUUCAGUGUUCUUGGUGGUGAUUCUUUAAAUGAACAAGACAUUUCAGAUCAGGAAAUGCCACCAUUAUUUGUUCAUCUCACUUGCUCAAUUGGUGGGAAGAAGUGCCAUGGACCAUUCUCGGUAGAAUCCAUACCAGUAGAGUCAUUGCCUACUUGCCUUGGUGAAAUUAUCAGCUGCCCGGAGAACUUUCCAGUCAAAUCGAUUGAUCUAAAUGACUUAAUUGUCACCCUGGACAUUUUUGUGCUGACUCUUCCAUUAGAAAUUGAGAUUAUGCCCACCCAUGUAAACCACCACAGGUACACAUCUGAAAGCAGCAGCUCUAUGAACCGAUCACCAGGCCAACCAUCAUCAUAUCGAUCUGAUGAUGAGAUAAUGCAAAACAUGGAUCGACUUGUUUCUACCACAGACGAGAGGAUUACUGAAGCUUUGUGUGAUCCACUGUCUAAGUUGCCCAUGUUGCACAAGCAAGCUGUUCUUGCUACAAUGGAUGAGAUCCAUUGGCUACUGGAAGAUGAGAUUGUUUCAGCCUUGCGCCAUUCAACAAAUAUUACUUUAGCUACCCUACAGAAAGUUGCCGAUCAUGUGUACAGUUCAAAGGAGAGACCACGAUGCCACAGCAAAGUGGUUCCUUUAAAGUUUGUUUUUGGUCCGGAGGAGUCACUGGAGAAAUUUAAAGAGGAAUUUAAACGCAUGAAUCUUCCAGGAUACCUCCUCAAUGAGGAGGCAAACAACUUCUACUAUCUGUCUGUGAGUCGCUUGCAUGCACAAAGAAUAGAGGCAGUGCAGAAAUGUUCCACAGAACUAACACAGCACAGCCUGGCAAGUGAGUGUGUGGCAGUGGCAUGUGAUGAGAGUGCAGAUGCAGAAGUAGCUCUGAUUUGCCAUCAACGGCAGGAGAAUUGGAGUGAACAAAUGGAAGUGACAACAACAUCAACAUUAACUGAGGGAGAGAAAAAUGAAGAAAAAUCGCAGAUUUCGCAAGAUGAAAACAAACCAACAUCUGAGAGAAUGGUGAUAUCUGCUGUGACUAAUGGAGCAUAUCUUGCUUCAACUGAAUUUGUUGAAGAGAGCAUGGAAGAGAAAAGCUGCCUCUCUAUCAGCCAGUCUGAUCAACAGGAUCAAGUAUUUACAGUAAUCAAGCCUGACCGAUCUCUCACUAGUACACCUCUCCAGCAGUCAAGUCCAGGACCUGAGAGAGCACCAGUGGCAAAUCCCCCAUCGCAGGCCUCUUCUGCUGUGAGUCUCGCUGAAUCUGUGCAGUCCAAUAUACCUGGCAGUACAGGCUGUUGCAAGCUGAGACCAAGCCGAGUACAGAGUGUGGUUUCCAGUCAGGGCAGUCUGGAUUCUGAUCUAUUAGGAUAUGAUGGAGGCAGCAGUGAUUCAGAGUGCGAAGGUGCAACAAUGAAUGAGCAGGACCCAAAAUGUCCACUGAUGCCUGAUUUUUGGUUGAUCAUCAGAAUUCACCAUGAUCGAGUUGAGGUUUACUGUCAUACACGAAAUCUUAUUGGGAUAAAGGAUGAAUCAGAAGUUGAAGAAGAGGAAGAACUCGAAUACUUGCAUCUCUAUAGAACAGUGAUUGAAAAAAUUGCUGAAAUUUGUCGUGUGGUCAACCAGCGCCUAUUGCUCCAGGAUCUGCAUGACAGUCAUGUCUGUAAUUCAUUGCUUGUCGCUGAAAGUGAAGAGGACAUCUGGAAGAAUGAAACCCCCUACCCUUCAUAUCGUCCGCGGGCUACAGCUAGUGAUGACUAUUCAGCAGAUGAUAAUUAUCAGUCGAAGGAUUACUUGGCUGCUACAAUGCAUUUUAUGGCAGGCCACUUUUCCUGUGAAGUGGUGUGGAAGACCAUCAUACAUAUCCAUCCUCGACUCAAGAUGGGACCCAACAUGGGUGUCGCAAGAGCUAUUCAGGCCCUGAGGUCUGUUCUAAAUGCUUUUUCGGUCGUGAACAGGAAAAAUAUGUUUGUAUACCAAGAAAGGGCCACCAAGUCUGUAUUUUACCUAAGACUGUCUGAAACAACAUGCAGUGGCAACUCACCAGAUUGGGACAGGGAGAUUCAACCCCCAUUGUCUUCUCGUUCACUGGCGUUAACACGCAGCCAGGAACCGAUACUCAUUGAUGAACUCGGGAGUUCCAGACCCUUUGUGGAUUCCACCCCUUCCCGAAGUGCGGAGUCAUCCCGACCUGUUGGCCAAGUAGAUAAGCACAUUCUACUGAUGGUACACGGUGUUGGACAGGCAGGACCUGAAAUCACAGAUGAGUUGGUGAAGGUCCUGCGAAGGCGAUUGGAUGAAGCAACACUUGAUAUCAUCACAGUCAUGUUGGUCCGGAACUGCAAACUGACUCCGGCUGAUGUAGAGUUUAUACAGCCACCUGGCGCUCCACCAACUGAAGUGGUGCAGUUCACAAUCUCAAACUGCUGUUUACCUUGGCUGCAUGCUGUAGCAUAUUACCUGCGUCAGAACCUGCUGAUAUUCCUUCAUACUCCAAAGUACACAGACAGUAAUGUAGAACAUCACUUCCGGCACUACACUCAUGGAAAAAGUGUAUCUGAUGCAGACAUCUAUCUCUACAAUAAACCUGGUGGUCAAGGGACUGGCGGGAAAGGCAUUGCCUGUAUUGCCUUAUCUAUUGUGGAUCAACAUGGAAACCUCAUAGUGACAACACAGCAACAAGAGCAAGCAGACCCUUCCAGAUUAUGUUUUCCCAUGGAUCUCAUUCAGGAGGCAGACUUCAACAAGUUGACCUGUGUCUCCAGAUAUGAGAGCAACUUUGAAGCAAAAAUAUCCGACCCCAACACCCUUGUACGUUUUGACAUCUGGGAGCAGGGAAACAUCAGUCUGUUGCAACUUACUGAAAAACUUCAGAAUGGUCUUCGUCAUGCUCUUUGUGAUGUUGUUAUGGAAUUUCGAAUGCUCCAAUGCCCACUGUGUGUGGAAUCCUACUGCCCUGUCAUGAUCAUGCCAGAAUGUGACACAAAUGGUCGACUUAACAGGUCAGGGUCAGAGAUUAAAGAAGCAAUUACCCUUUCUAGCAGUAUGACUGGAAGUAAAAGCAGCCCUGUCCCUGUUUCCAUAUCCACCCCUGGCAACUCGGAAUCCACCACUCCAACAAGCAAGACAGGCCGACGCAGUUUCUGGGAUAUGCUGAGUAAGACUGAUUUCUCUGACAUUGGCAGCCCUAAGACCACAGAUGACAUUGUUCUAGAAAGGACUGAUGACAGUCGUAUCCGUCGUAGGCACAAAACGGAACAUUUGAAGCAGUCUUCAAGUCAUGAUCGAACAUCCACAGUGGAACUGGAACAAACACAGAGGCAGGCAGCUUCAAGAAGGAAGCGGACUGGCCAGCUAGAGGAAGGAGACCUGGGAUCUCUUCAUCCUCUGUUUCAUGUCACGUGUCAGCAGUGGAUGGCAUUCAUGGGUAGACUGGGAUGUCCCUCAGUACAGCAGUGUUCUGUUGAUAUUGGCUCUCGAUUUUUACUCAGCUCCAUUCUCACUGAGAUUGUGAAUUUGAUCAGCAAUCUUGCCACUGACACAACUGUUAAAAUCUUUGAAAAAAUUAGUUCUCCACAUGGCUCCACUUUCCUGCCAUAUUCUCUCAGUCAACACUCCUCUACUCGACCUGGUUCAGCUAGACAAUUCAUUCUGAUUGGACGUAAUUUCCACCAGUGGCGUUACAGUACAGAACAAGCUCACAAAGGAUUUCAGAAGUUUGAAGCAGUAGAGUUCAAUACGGCUGAGAAAUCGGGCGAUUCCUCAAGCCCAGGGAUGAGUGGGAGGGGUAUGGUCCCCCGGCAGCGAUUCCUCAUAAUUGACAUCGUUGAUAAAAAGCUAACCCUUUAUACCUACAACUGGUCAGUGGAUCUGGGAGUUUCAUUGAAUCGAGGAUUAAUUCGCCUUAUUCAGUGGCAGAAUGCACGCUCUCAUGUGGUACACUGCCUCCUCAGUCAAAAGAUGGGUCUGUUCCAUCAUUAUUGUUUUGCUGAUACACCUGUAUAUGAUGACUCCAAACAGGAACCAAAUCCAUUCCUCCAGUCCACAUUGGAAGCUGAUGCACUGAUCAAGAGCCCAACCCCGCCACCAAGUAAGGAACAGGGGCGGCUGAGUUCUACAAACCGGAGUCUUCCAGUUCUUCACUUUCCGCCAGAGAUUGUUCCAUUUGAUGAGGCCCUGCGUGAUGUCACAGUACCUAAAGUGAUGCGACAAUUACACGAUGUGGGGCUGAAUGACCCCGUCUCGCGUCAUGGCACACAGUUCCUAGAAAUCAAAAACCUGGAGCGGAGAGAGAUGGAGAAACAGAUGAAAAUUGAGAACCUAUUUGUGACAUGGCAGCAACGUUCUGCCCAGUCCAACAUGCCUAUUACACUUGGUGAUUUGGAUACCCUGAAACAGUCUUCACGUCUUGUUCAUUACUGUGCCACCCCACUGCUGUUUGAUCCCGUUUUUAGACAACAAAUCCAAGCAGAACAGCAGGUUGGAUCUGAGGGAAAGAAGCGUCAUCGUUCUAAUGACUCAACUGCAUCAGGAAGAGACCGAAGUCACAGCUGUGAUUCUGUGGAAACCAUGCCUUUUAAGCUAAAGGAGGAACAGUGGCUGGGAGAAAUCUCCAAUGCAUUCAUGCAGCAGUACAUCCAGUACUUACAGAGCAUGGGCUUUAUCCUAGUGCAGGUUCGCCCACCAUCUCCUACGAGGAGCUUGGGGCGGACUCGGCCACUGGACUCACGACCUAUCUCCAUUCACAAGCAGAAAAGUGAUGACAGUCCAAAGAGCAUGGAUGGCUCCAGUGUAAUGAUCUAUCAUCUUCAAAGGGCUCUGCCAGGUGGAAUUGUACUUAUGGAGCUUGCUUUCCAGGGCUGUUACUUUUGUGUGAAACAGUAUGCCCUUGAAUGCUCCCGGAUUCCAAUGGGACAGUCUGUCAAUUCUCAGGGCUCUCUAGUGUCCAAAGCUCGUAUCAAGUGCCUUGCCGAAGUGAGUUCGGUCUCAGAGUCAGCGCUGUCAAUGUUGUUUACAGAGGAGUGUGACAAGGUUCGGGACCUGAUGCAUGUUCACUCCUUUAGUUACGAUUUCCACCUGCGCAUCAUUCAUCAAUAUCUGGUCGGCCGUCAGAUGACUCUGAGGCAGGGCUACCACUUGACUAGCUUCCUAGAAGAUUUUAUCUGUCACCACCCAGAUAUUCCAAAAUAUGGAAGGAACCACAUCUUUGAAGGGACUAUAGCUCUGUCCACAAACAUGACAACUGCUCAUCAGCUGUAUAACUAUAUCACAGACCAUGCCAGUAUAUAUGGAAUGAAACCGCUGCGAAUGUCAAGAACAGCAAUGGGUAUGGAGGGAAGAAAGGGGACCCAGAACACAGAAAUGCAUGAGUAUGCAUUAGUAGCCCUUUGGAAUCGAUCUGGAUCAUAUAAAGAUUCUGAAGGAAUCAGACAUCAUGAUGAGUUUGAUGUGUCCUUGUUGGUGUGUCAUAGUGCAGGUCCUUUUGAAGAGUUACCAGAAACAGAACGCAACAUGCUACGAUUGCGUUUCUAUGUGAUCAUGACAAGCUGCCGGGAGUUGUUCCCAAGACUAACUGCUGAUAUGAGACGCUUUAAGAAAUUACCACACACUCGUAGAGACUCUUUUGACUUCACAAGAGAUCCCUCAUUGUCAGAAAAAUAUGAACCCGAACAGAGGGAGGCUGACCCAGAUGGCUGGGAUGAGACAGGCGAUUCCAGCGAAUUUUACUUGCACAGGAAACCAUUGAAGAUGGCUCCAGAACUAUUCUAUUCCUCUCCACUCUUCCCUUUACUGGCAUCAGAAGUAGCAACAGCCCAAGAACAGAUUACAACGAUGGUUCAGCAAGCGAAGUCCCACUGUCGUCGUGAUGUCCUCUGGCAGCGCCUCUUUUUGGGAGAGCAUUUGUCUUCAGACAAACACAAAAUGAGCAAGCUGUCCUUUGCAGAACUGGAAGAGUUACUUGGAGCUGUGCAUAGUAAAUCAAUUUCUGAAAUCGACCCGCAACUGGACUGCUUCCUGUCAAUGAGUACCAGCUGGUAUCAGAGUCUAAUCAAGGUUUUACUCAACCGAUUCUCCCAGAGUUGCCGACUCUUUGUAGAUUCAGAUAGAGGAACCCAGUACUUGGUAAGUUUACACCAAAUGUCUAGCAAAUAUAUAUCCAGAGCCUGUUUUAAGUUAAGGAUGAUUACAUUUCCAGACAUGCCAACAGUCUCUUUAUCAAAACUUGAAGAUCUCCUAUGGCUUAUCGAAGUUAUUUUUUCUUUCUAG